UCUUGGCUGACGCGGUCGCGGCGCUCGCUGCCUUGGCGUCCGCAGCCCUGAGCCUGUUAUGGUCAUACUUCUGAAAGCCCUAAGACAUAAUUCCAUAGUUCCUGAAGUUUGUGGUUACUGAAGAUUAUGGUGGCCCAUCUCUUCUUUACUAGUUAGUCUGUUCAUAGAAGUAGUGAUAUGUGGGAUAUUCGUGUGUGUUCCACUCUGUUUAUGAGUAUGUGGCAUUUUUAAUGAUUAUUAUUGUUGCCCAUAUAACUGCCACCAAAAUGCCAAAUUUUCAUCGCCAUGAAGAAGAGAAGUUCUUUGUAAAUGCUGAAGGGAAGAAGGAAUCUAUACCAAGCAUACAUGACCCUCCUACAAAGGAGCUCUCUGUUGUCGUGCCUUCAUACAAUGAGGAAGACAGGUUGCCUCUUAUGAUGGAUGAAGCAUUAGACUAUCUUGAAAAAAGACAGAAACGAGAUCCUGCAUUCACUUAUGAAGUAAUAGUUGUUGAUGAUGGCAGUAAAGAUCAGACCGCAAAGGUUGCAAUGAAGUACUGCAAGAAAUAUGGAAGUGACAAAGUACGAGUCCUAACAUUGGUAAAAAAUCGGGGAAAAGGUGGAGCUGUCAGAAUGGGUGUCUUCAGCUGUCGAGGGAUAAAAAUCCUUAUGGCUGAUGCUGAUGGAGCCACAAAGUUUGCAGAUAUUGAAAAAGUAGAAGAGGGUCUUAGAAAUCUCCAGCCAUGGCCAGACCAGAUGGCUAUUGCCUGUGGCUCUCGAGCCCAUUUGGAACAGGACUCAAUAGCACAGCGCUCUUAUUUCCGAACUCUUCUCAUGUAUGGGUUUCACUUCCUAGUAUGGUUCCUCUGUGUCAAGGAAAUCAGGGACACACAAUGUGGGUUUAAAUUGCUAACCAGAGAAGCGGCCUCACGGACUUUCUCAGCUCUUCAUAUAGAACGCUGGGCAUUUGAUGUGGAACUUCUCUACAUAGCUCAGCGCUUGAAAAUACCAAUAGCAGAGGUUGCUGUCAACUGGACUGAAAUUGAGGGUUCGAAGCUGGUUCCCUUUUGGAGUUGGCUGCAGAUGGGCAGGGAUCUUCUUUUUAUACGACUGAGAUAUUUGACUGGUGCCUGGCAUCUCGAAAAAAGCAAAUCUAAUUAGUUAUUUACAUUCCCCAAAUGCAUUAUUACACAUAAUGGAGCAUGGGAACUAUUUCAGUGAACUAAAAUGUUGAAGAAAGGUGAGGUAACUCUUCAUUGCUGCUGUUACGUACUGCAUUUUUGCAAUAUACAUAUAUUUUAUAAGAUUGCCAAUAGUCAAAUGUUUCUAUAAUCUGAAAGAAAAGGCAUCUUUAAAAGACAUACGUUUUGAUCCCAGCAUCUGUUUUUUCUUUUGUUCGUAGUAGCUUUAAAGGUUCUUGCAUAAAUUCACCCAAAUUAAAUAAACAAACCUAUUUUUGUCUCACUGUGCACUUGAAAUUCCUGUUAAUGCACAUUUAAAUGGAGCCCCAAUCCCAUGAUGUGCAAUAUUGUGGAUGACCAAAGCUCUUUUUGUUUCUGUGUAUUUGAACACACAGAUACGUUGUGAUUUGGAACUGGUAAUAGUGGUAUUAAAUUACUUGUAUGUAUUUAGGCUAUUAUUUUAAAUCUUUAAAUAGUAUAGCUGGUAUUAAUGGAUUUUACUGUGUUAUACAACUAAUGUGCUGUUUUUCUGAGAACUCUUUCAGUAAUCUCAUAACAUUCCAAUUGUAAUCUGUUUUGACCUGCAGUUUAUAACACUUAAAUCUGAGAUUUGACUUCAUAUUCACUCCCCAUGGACCAUAAAAUUUCCAAAAGAAAGUACAUUUAAUUUUAAAAUGCUGUCUUUUUUACAGUUAGAUACAAUGUGUUGUGUGUGUAAAGUAUGUUUGGGUUUUAGCCAUGAAGCUCAUAAACUUUCAGCUUUAAGGGCUGGGCUUUCUAUUGAUAAAGUAUCUCAACCCAUCAUGCAGCAUAACUUUAACAUGGCUAUGUCAAAAAUACUCAUUUCCGAUUGCCGAACAAGUAAACCAGUUUCCUGAACCCACUGUAAAGGGUAAUACAUUUCCCACUUUGGGAAGAAGUUGUUCCCAUGAGCUUGUUUAAAGCAAAGAAAAUAGUGUGCAACCAGUUGUACCUUCCAACAUGUUACAUUGGAAUCUGUCUUUUCUCCAUUUACAAGUUGUUAUAUACUUCUAGGAUUUGGUUCCUGUUAGAGUUACCUCAGUUUUGGAGGAAGAAGUACUGAAAUAAAUUCUCAAUGAACAUGUUCA
Molecule: messenger RNA, 2268 nt
Organism: Chelonoidis abingdonii (Abingdon island giant tortoise)
Lineage: Eukaryota; Metazoa; Chordata; Testudines; Testudinidae
Source: RefSeq, a predicted model, not a curated record